AAUAACCUCAACUAAAUACCGAUUAUCAUCAUUCAUUCUUCAACCUCGGUUCUCACUAGGUUGAUUCGAUUUAUCAACAACGUUAGCUUGCUUGUUUCUGCAAGUAAUCCCGCAUGUGUAUUAAAAAGUGCUAAUCUGCACAAUGGACAUUGUCAACUUGAUGCAGUCCAUGUCCCUGAACGUGCCCGAAGACCCACAAGAAUCUGUAUUCCGUCUCAACGCCUGCAUCAUCAACGACAAUCACACCGACAUCGUCUUCGCCGAAUUCGCAAACCGCUGUUUGAUAAUCGCCACGCAACACGAACGCGCCGGAAGUUUAUUACGCGUUUCAAUUGAUCAACCAGAAGCUGUAACCGAAGGUGUCGAACCAGUGUAUUCUGUUCAAGUCCUCUUUGGGGUAGGAAACUUGGAACAACAGGCAGUUGCAAGACAUCUUGCUGAACAACUAAGAUUAAAUAAAACUUUGAUGACAUUUUUGAAUCUGAACGACUAUUCAGUAUCAACAGUAAGGACUUUAGUAGCUGCUUUACAAGAAACGCGCAAAAAUGGCACUUACUAGAGUGACUAAAGCUCAAAGUUUUUAUGGACAGCUAGUGAUUGGUCCACCUGCAUCUGGAAAAAGCACUUAUUGUGCAAAAGUAUUUGAAUUCUACAGAGAUAAACUCAAUCGACAAGUUGCUGUUGUUAAUUUGGAUCCUGCCAAUGAGAAUAUGGAUUAUCAACCAUCAGUUGAUAUCAUGGAACUGAUCAAAGUGGAAGAUGUGAUGGAGAGCUUAAAAUUGGGACCUAAUGGUGCUCUGAUGUACUGUAUGGAAUACCUAGAAACUAAUUUUGAUUGGCUUGUUGGUAAACUAGGGCAUAUUAAAGAUUGCUAUUUGAUUUUUGAUAUGCCAGGCCAAGUUGAGCUCUACACACAUCACAAUGCCACAAAGAACAUAUUUCACAGACUUGAAAAGAUGAGAUAUCAUCUCUGUACAGUACACAUGAUUGACUCACAUUACUGUUCGGAUCCAUCAAAGUUUAUCUCAACUUUACUUCUCUCACUAUCAACCAUGUUGCAAAUUGGUCUGCCACAUGUCAAUGUACUUAGCAAGGCUGAUUUACUAAAGAAAAACUCUGAUAAAUUAGACUUUGGACUGGAUUUUUACACAGAUGUAUUAAAUCUGGAAUAUUUACUAGACUUGCUUGAUGAUGGACCAUUUACAAGUAAAUACAGGAAACUCAAUGCAGCUCUAGUUUCUUUAGUGGAAGACUACAGCUUGGUCAACUUUAUACCUCUAGAUGUGUCUUCAGACAAAAGUCUUUUGACACUCAAAAGUGCAGUGGACAAGGCAAAUGGUUAUGUAUAUGGGAGUGGUGAGGAGAGAAGCAUUCAAACAUUACUCUCAUGUGCCGUAGGGGCGCGAACUGAAUCAGAACGUUUUGAUUCAGAUUUUAUGUGAAGUACUUCUAUUUAACUACACAAUUUCAUUUCUCAUCUUAUAAAUAAAACUAAUUUAAACCUGAUAUUGUUUUCAAAUGUAAAUUUAAUUUCUAGGUUGGAAUAAUAAGUAAUUUAAGGAUUA
Messenger RNA from Dalotia coriaria, 1565 nucleotides. RefSeq names its product GPN-loop GTPase 2. The record is from RefSeq and is a predicted model, not a curated record. Bases 546 to 1442 code for a protein of 298 amino acids. The transcript has a single exon. Gene Ontology annotation, molecular function: GTPase activity. Gene Ontology annotation, cellular component: cytoplasm. Lineage: Eukaryota; Metazoa; Arthropoda; Insecta; Coleoptera; Staphylinidae.